Molecule: messenger RNA, 1068 nt
Organism: Anoplopoma fimbria (sablefish)
Lineage: Eukaryota; Metazoa; Chordata; Actinopteri; Perciformes; Anoplopomatidae
Product: alpha-N-acetylgalactosaminide alpha-2,6-sialyltransferase 1-like
Exons: 8
Molecular function (GO): sialyltransferase activity
Source: RefSeq, a predicted model, not a curated record
GCUGUGGCGGAGACUCCCAUGCCUGUCCUCUCCAGAAAAUCCUUCAAGAAGCUUCCUGAGUGGGAUUUUGAGGAUAUUUAUAACCAGGAUGCUCCACCCAGGCAGACAACAUGUGCCAAGUCUCUGCGAAACUCUCAGGAUGAAAGCUUCAAGAAGGCUUUCCUCCCCAACAUACGUUUGUUCAUGCACAAAAUCAACAUGAGCGAGUGGAACCGGCUUUCACAUUUUAACAAUCCUUUCGGUUUUAUGGAGUUCAACCAUGAUGAGGUGAUGGCUGGAGCGAAGUUGAUCCCCAAGCCAAAUGAGCCACUACUCCUUCCAAAGCCAGGCAGUGACCGGUGUAUGAGCUGUGCUGUGGUGGGCAUGGGAGGAAUCCUCAAUGGCUCUAAAAUGGGGAAAGAAAUUGAUGCUCACGAUUAUGUUUUUCGGAUGAACGGUGCAAUCACCAAAGGUUUUGAGGAGGACGUAGGAAACAGGACCUCGGUGUACGUUCACACCGCCCACUCUAUCACUCAGUCUAAGUAUCUUCUACGGAAGUACGGAUACAAAUCCAUCCCUGAUGAUGAGGGUAUAAAGUACGUAAUGAUUCCUGAGGGGAUGAGGGACUUCAAUUGGAUGGAGGGUCUUUUCAAAAACCAAACGGUCACUGCUGGGCAAUAUAAAAACAAGAGGCCGUGGACAUACUAUGCCGAACAGUACAAUGAGACCCGCUUCUAUGUUCUGCACCAGGAUUUCCUCAGAUACGUUCGAAACAGGUUUUUAAAGUCUCCUCACCUGAAUGAUCCACACUGGGCGAUAGUCAGACCAACCAAUGGGGCAUUCACUCUCUUCCUGGCUCUGCACACCUGUGACACUGUGAGUGCAUAUGGAUUCAUCACUGAGGACUUCAGGAAAUACUCUACCUACUAUGUUGAGAAGCAUAUUAAAACCAAAGUAAUUUUGUACUCCAACCACGACUAUAUCCUGGAGAAGAAUGUGUGGAAAAAACUACACGACAGCAAAAUACUUAAGCUGUAUCAAAGGCUGGAGUCAGAAACGGGGACAAAAUCGCCAAGCAAAAUGCCAUGA